AUGCGACUCUACGAGGGUUGUGACUGGUCCAACUGGAGCGACUGCAGCAACGGGAAAUGCACCUUUGCUGGCUCCCUAUGGCCUACAGACUUUGUCGACUCCAGCACUGGCAGUGGCGCGUCUAUGUGUGAUUGGGAUUGGAAGGAGUCGAAUGAGGCCGGGAACAUCAAUGGGAAGGUCCCUGAUCCACAGAAGAGGAAGUAUUGUUGCGAUACCUCAGAUCCUUUGAAGUCAUGGGGUAAAUGUACAUGGCGUGAUGAUGUUGGAGACUAUGGCGCCUCUGGAGAACGGUGCAAGUCAGGCUGCUAUUCCAACGAGAUCCCGAUUGCUAUGGAUCAAUGGGGCGAUCGAUGUCGCCAAAGUGGAGCAAAGUCAUACUGUUGUCAGGGCACCUACUCCGUGCAAUCGGAAUCGUUGAUACCCGAACUGGCACAGUGGGACAGCGACCUGGCUGACUGGGUCGAGAAUCCCACUUGUGACACGGACGACAACAACCUUCUCAAGCGUGGGCAAGUCCCAUUGGCGGACGUCAAAAUUUCCCGCGUUGAGGAUAUGCUUGGAGAUCUGCUGCUUGGAUAUGAAGGGGGGAAUGAUAGCAACAUCUUCCGAAAGGAAGAAGCAAUUUUCGACAAACACAUUGCCCCCAAAUGGAAAUAUCUCGCGACUGAGUAUUCCCUUGAAUGGUUGACAAGUAACGAGACAUACCCAGCCGGGAAUUUCUACAGCCCGCAGAGUCUUGGAAGAAUCGUCAUGUGCAAUGCCGACGCGUUCAACGCCAUGAUUGGCGGUACUGACACUGAACUCAACUGCACCAGUUACACUCCUACUGCAGAUGAUUACUAUUCAGCCGAUGACUCUGGGGAUACCAUACCCACGCUGGACAAGCGAUGGAUUGAAGAGCGAAAUGUCCUUCGCCAACUUGAGAAGCGUGAAGGUCCCAAGCCUAAAUCAUUUGACUGUGAUGGACGAUCGGUUAAAUACCAAACCCCAGGAUAUCCCUCAGCGGGUCAGUGGGACGUGGACUCACCGCAAGUCCGACUUGCGUAUGAUCUGGUCGACUGGCACCUUUGUCACACCACUGAGAUUCAAACCCAUAAUAUUGGGAAUUUGCGCGGAACCUAUGCCACUGAGCAUUUAAUCGAGCUACAAACAAUUGAAUUGUUCAGCGACUUUGCCACUAGCGAGGAUGCGCCAGAGGAAUGUGAAGCUAUUGACUGUGACUUUAUGGUCGACUUCUUUAGCAAGCCUGUUCUUGAUGACCCGCCCCCGAUGGAUGGUUUAGCCGAUUCGCAACAGAAAAUCCCUAUACAGCGCAUGAUGGAAUCCCUGGGAAGCUCAUGGAAUGCUGAAAACUUCGUCAUUUUGCAGUCGUCCAUUAAUCUCAACAAAGCACAGAUAUGGAGAAACGGAGGUGCCCGAUCAUUGAAGAAAUUCAAAAACGAGAUAGUGCAAAACCCUACCGAGGCCUUGGAGAUUGUCAGAGACACGGUCGCGGUUUACAACUACCUGAGAAACGGUGCAGUUUGGCAAAAGUUCAAAGCCAUUAAUGAAAAGGUCCGUGAAGAGAUGAAGCGUGCGCAGGAUCAGUACAAGUUGAACACUGUCAAAGACAACCGCCUUCAAGAAUGUUGGGAUGCCUUUAUGGAACAGCACAUGGAAAACUUUGUGGCCAACGGCCAGAGCUGGAUUAAAAGCGCCAUCAAACUCGUGGGGGACCACUGGGUGCCUUCUAACUUUGACAAUCCAGAUGAUCCGUUCAUCACACAAGUUUGCCAGUCGAUCCAAGAGGUUCUCUCUCUUUUAGAGUCGGCUGCAGCUAGAUAUGUUCAAAGCUUUGACCUUGGGCUUGCUGACGACUCUAUGAAUACGUCUUGA
Penicillium oxalicum is the source of this 1875-nucleotide messenger RNA. RefSeq lists its product as uncharacterized. NCBI's taxonomy places the organism in Eukaryota, Fungi, Ascomycota, Eurotiomycetes, Eurotiales, Aspergillaceae. The coding region runs from base 1 to 1875 and encodes 624 amino acids. The record is from RefSeq and is a predicted model, not a curated record. The transcript is spliced from 5 exons.